AGGCAAAGGUGAGCCGGAGGCCGCAUCUAGAUGGGGGCCCAGGAAAGAACGUUAGGUAUGGGCCUUUUAGUUUUUCCAUUAGCUAAACAAAAGCCAGUUUCAUUUCUGGUGUGCAUGUUUGGUGAGUGUGGUGUAUGAGUGCUUGUGCCAGUUUCAAAGGAUGCAGGCUGUGCACACUCGAUCACUCUACCGAUUCCCUGAGACAAGGUCUCUCACCCUAUCUGGAGCUAGGCUGGCAGCCAGCAAGACUCAGCAAUCCUCCUGUCUCCACCCAUAGUUAUUAUUAUUAUUUUUUAACCAGGUCAUUGGGAUUAGAACUCAGGCCCUGACCGUUUGGGCAAGCCAUUCACUUAGCUACUUAGCCAACUAACCUACUGAACCAUCUCUCCAGUCCUUCCUUCCUCUUCCCUCCUUUUUCUCUUUCCUUUGAUCUCUCUCUCUCUCUCUCUCUCUCUCUCUCUCUCUCUCUUUCUCAUCUUGCGGUCUAGGCUAGCCUAUGAAGCUGGUCUUGAACUCCAGAUCCUCCUGCCUCCACAUCCCAAAUGCUGGGUUUGAGCUACCACAAGUAGCCUUAAAAUUCUCAUACCCCCACCCCCACCGGCUGCUAGAGAUGGCACGCAGGAUCUUGUGCUUGCUAGUCCCGUCACCCUCUGCCUUUUCUGCUUCUCAGAGUCAACAGCUGCUGAAGUCACACCCCUGGUUCUCUUAGCUACCACCCCUCACCCCAGUGGGCUCACAGCCCCCUCCUCCCUGCACUUGCCCAAAGGUCUCCAGACAGAGGGCAAUGCAAGCAAGCUGGUGAAGACCUUUCUUCUCCCCACCAUGGUCGACAGCACCAAGUAUGAAGUGGCUGCCCAGCAUGAGGAAAAUGCCUCUGCUCUGGGAGACAGGGCCAGCCCGGUGGCCGAGCAGGUAAAACUGAAGAAGGAGAUCUCACUACUAAAUGGCGUGUGCCUCAUAGUAGGGAACAUGAUUGGCUCCGGCAUCUUUGUCUCCCCCAAGGGAGUACUCAUGUACAGUGCCUCUUUUGGCCUCUCACUGGUCAUCUGGGCUGUUGGGGGCAUUUUCUCCGUCUUUGGGGCCCUUUGUUAUGCCGAACUGGGUACGACCAUUAAGAAAUCUGGGGCCAGCUAUGCUUAUAUCCUGGAGGCCUUCGGGGGAUUUCUUGCCUUCAUCCGCCUCUGGACUUCUCUGCUCAUCAUUGAACCCACGAGCCAGGCCGUCAUUGCCAUCACCUUUGCCAACUACAUGGUGCAGCCUCUCUUCCCGAGCUGUGGUGCCCCCUAUGCUGCUGGCCGCCUGCUGGCUGCUGCCUGCAUCUGUCUCUUAACCUUUGUUAACUGUGCCUAUGUCAAGUGGGGAACCCUGGUCCAAGAUAUUUUCACCUAUGCUAAAGUGUUGGCACUGAUCGCAGUCAUCAUUGCAGGCAUUGUUACACUUGGCCAGGGAGCCACAACUAAUUUUGAGAAUUCCUUUGAGGGUUCAUCAUUUGCAAUGGGUGACAUUGCCCUGGCACUAUACUCAGCUUUGUUCUCCUACUCAGGCUGGGAUACCCUUAAUUAUGUCACUGAAGAGAUCAGGAAUCCUGAGAGGAACUUGCCCCUCUCCAUUGCCAUUUCCAUGCCCAUUGUCACCAUCAUCUACCUCUUGACCAACGUGGCCUAUUACAGUGUGCUAGACAUAAAGGACAUCUUGGCGAGUGAAGCUGUUGCUGUGACCUUUGCAGACCGGAUUUUUGGAAUAUUCAAUUGGACAAUUCCAGUGGCAGUUGCGUUAUCCUGCUUUGGUGGCCUCAAUGCUUCCAUUGUGGCUGCUUCCAGGCUUCUAUUUGUGGGCUCAAGAGAAGGCCACCUCCCUGAUGCCAUCUGUAUGAUUCAUGUUGAGCGGUUCACGCCAGUGCCUUCUCUACUCUUCAAUGGUAUCUUGGCACUGGUCUACUUAUGUGUGGAGGACAUCUUCCAGCUCAUUAACUACUACAGCUUCAGCUACUGGUUCUUUGUGGGGCUUUCUAUUGUGGGUCAGCUUUAUCUACGAUGGAAGGAACCUGACCGGCCUCGCCCUCUCAAGCUCAGCCUUUUCUUCCCCAUUGUCUUCUGCCUCUGUACCAUCUUCCUGGUGGCCGUGCCCCUCUACAGUGACACCAUCAACUCCCUCAUCGGCAUUGCCAUUGCACUCUCAGGCUUACCCUUCUACUUCCUCAUCAUCAGAGUGCCGGAACAUAAACGACCUCUUUGCCUUCGAAGGAUUGUAGCCUCCACUACACGGUACCUCCAGAUCCUCUGUAUGUCAGUUGCUGCAGAACUGGAUUUGGAAGAUGAAGAGAUGCCCAAACAACAAGGUCGCAAGUCUAAAUAGAGCUUGGGAUUCUGAGACAUGGACAAACAGGUGCUUAUGUCCCAUUGACCAGAACCUCUCUGGAGGCACCUGUCCAGGAGCCCAGCCUUGGCAGCUUCAACUCUGAACUUGCUUUGAGGGAUGAAAAGUAAUUUAUUUGUUUAGCUAUAUGUUGUUUCAGACUUCAUAAGGGGUUAAUGUAGACUGUGGCAGGAAUCAGGCCACUUCUGGAGCUUGGUUCUAGAAGUUCCUGGGUGUGCCUACCCACUCCUUUUUUUCCUUUACAAGGGCCAACAAUGCUCCAAACUGGUCUCCUUUAGAGGGACAAAAAACUGUCAUAGAUGCGAAACAAUAAAAGUUAUGUUCCUAAAGUC
Cricetulus griseus (Chinese hamster) is the source of this 2708-nucleotide messenger RNA. The record is from RefSeq and is a predicted model, not a curated record. NCBI's taxonomy places the organism in Eukaryota, Metazoa, Chordata, Mammalia, Rodentia, Cricetidae.